Molecule: messenger RNA, 2111 nt
Organism: Prosopis cineraria
Lineage: Eukaryota; Viridiplantae; Streptophyta; Magnoliopsida; Fabales; Fabaceae
Product: probable serine/threonine-protein kinase At1g01540
Exons: 7
Coding region: 384-1853 (489 amino acids)
Biological process (GO): protein phosphorylation
Molecular function (GO): protein kinase activity; ATP binding
Source: RefSeq, a predicted model, not a curated record
AAGCAGACAAGGUUAUGAUGCCUACCGGUGCGCUAGCUGCAAAGUGAAAAAUGUCCUUACCCACUACGGACAUCAUUUUGGAACACGCAGAGGAGAAGUGGCCAAAGAGGGAAAAUAGGAUAACACUCGCAAGAGGGAAAUUUUCUUCUUCUAUUAUCCAAGUCCCAUUAUGCCAGCUCCCUCUUCUCUCUCUCCAAACCCCACUCUCCAGUGUAUUCUUCCGCUUCCACUCGCUCUCCCUGUCCUUCUAGCCUCUCGCACCACCUUCCUCCUCCUCCUCCUCUUCCUCUGCCUCUUUUGCGACCUGCUUCUGUCAACAUGUCUGUGACUGUGUUUGCCGAUUAAAUUCAUGCUCUGAGGAAAGGGAGGGAGGGGAGAGAACAAUGACCAACUAUGCGUUUCUGAACGAUCAGCUGUCUACUCACACCUCGAUUUUUGGGUUGCGACUCUGGGUCGUGCUGGGCAUAUGCGUAGGAGCAGCCAUAGUCCUUGUUCUGUUUCUCAUAUCUCUCUGGUUCACCAAGCGCAACAACCAUGCUUCCAACCUCAACUCUUCACACAAUCCCAUCAUUCCGAAUGUCUCUAAGGAGAUCCAGGAAAUCAGGAUUGAUCCUUCGCGCGACCCGGCUCAUGGAAGGUCCGACUCGUGUCUGGAAGCAGAGGCUGAGGUGGAUAGGGCCCAGGCCGUGCUUGUUCAGCAGCAGGGCGAUGAUAGCCAGAGAAUUCACAUAGAGAUUGGCAAAGAUCACCGGAUUUCGUAUCCUGAGAAGGUUGGUGGCUCAUCGCAUGGAAGUGGUGAGCAGGGUUCGAUUUCUGUGCCUGAGGUUUCGCAUUUGGGGUGGGGCCACUGGUACACUCUCAGAGAGCUCGAGGUCUCUACCAAUGGAUUUGCGGAUGAGAACGUCAUAGGUGAAGGUGGCUACGGAAUUGUUUAUCGCGGUGUGUUGGAAGAUGAUACCAAAGUUGCGGUUAAAAAUUUGCUCAACAACAGGGGACAAGCUGAGAAGGAAUUUAAGGUAGAAGUUGAAGCAAUUGGACGUGUUCGGCACAAAAAUUUGGUGAGGUUACUUGGAUAUUGUGUUGAAGGAGCCCAUCGGAUGCUUGUGUACGAGUAUGUUGGGCCUUCCAGCCCUCUUUCGUGGGAAAUUCGCAUGAAUAUAAUACUUGGAACUGCAAAAGGGUUGACAUACCUUCAUGAGGGACUUGAACCUAAGGUGGUUCACCGUGAUAUCAAGUCAAGCAACAUAUUGCUUGAUAAGCAAUGGAAUCCAAAAGUCUCUGAUUUUGGCCUUGCAAAGCUCUUGGGAUCAGAGAGAAGUUAUGUGACAACCCGUGUGAUGGGAACAUUCGGGUAUGUAGCUCCAGAAUAUGCAAGUACUGGCAUGUUAAACGAAAGAAGUGAUGUAUACAGCUUCGGUGUUCUUCUCAUGGAGAUAAUUUCUGGAAGAAACCCAGUAGAUUACAGCAGGCCUCCUGGAGAGGUGAACCUUGUUGAGUGGCUGAAGUCCAUGGUUGCUAACCGAAAUGCAGAGGCAGUGCUCGAUCCUAGGCUACCCGAGAAGCCUUCUUCUAGGGCACUGAAGCGUGCCUUAUUAGUAGCCUUGAGAUGUGUGGAUCCAAAUGCCCAGAAAAGACCAAAGAUGGGGCAUAUUAUACAUAUGCUUGAAGCUGAUGAGUUCCCUUUUCGAGAUGACCGAAGAACGGGAAGGGAAAAUGGACGCUCCCAGCGGAUGAGCACAAGAGAUGAGUUGAAGGAUAAGCGAGUAUGUGAAUCAGGUGACAGUAGUGGAUAUGAAAGCAGUGUCCAAACUAGCAAGUCUAUGGGCAGAAACCAAGAAACCGAAGGCCAAUAGCAAUACUGGAGUUGAUGAAUAAGGUGAAUUGACGCCGUCUUGUGUACCAAAUAGAGGUGGCUUGAACAUCAUUUACUUUCCUGUAUAUAUUAUUUGCGCAUGCGUGUCUGCUUUUAUUUGUAGAUUCUGCUGCAAUGCUUUUUUUGCCUCUAGGUAUAGACUAAUAUUUCGAGACAUUCCAGUUCCUUUGAUGUGUUGUCUAAAUGUUGUAGGGAACAAAAUUCUUUUAUUACCUUAUUAGACAUGUGAUUUCCUUUA